This is a messenger RNA of Dichotomopilus funicola, 978 nucleotides long. RefSeq lists its product as uncharacterized. The coding region runs from base 1 to 978 and encodes 325 amino acids. The record is from RefSeq and is a predicted model, not a curated record. NCBI's taxonomy places the organism in Eukaryota, Fungi, Ascomycota, Sordariomycetes, Sordariales, Chaetomiaceae. The transcript has a single exon.
AUGGCCUCACAACUGGCACGGCCGUCAAUAGGCAGCCUUCAAGCGGCCUUCUCUUCAUGCCGCAUCUCAACAACAACGAAGGCGACGACGACGGCGACGCCACCAUACACAGCAGCUCAAUGGCGAAAUUUCAGCACCACACCAACCGCUGCCCAAGGCAUCACCAUCCCACCCGAGUCCCCGAAAUACAUCCGCGUGCCUGAGCCCCCACAGGCCUCGGAACAAAAACUACCCCGCGUCCGCGGCCACCUCCCGAUUCCGCGCGACCUCUUCCCCAAGCGUGACGGCAACCGCAAAGCCAAGCCGGAAUUUACCAAAGCCGCCAACCCGCUGUCCAAGUCCGAAGCUGCCGGAAAACCGCCGCGGUCGGAGGAAGAAGCCCGCCAUCGCGUGUUCGCGGCCGCCAGGCGCGAGGCCAUGGCUUCGGGUCUGCAGGACCUCUACGCACGCAAGAAGAGGCGGGAAGGGAUUGUACGGGCCCGUGGGAGCCGGAUCUGGGCGGCCAACAAGGCCGCGGCGAUGGCGCCCGAGCGAUUGGAUGACAUCCUGACGCGGCCGACGGUGCGAGCAGCAACAGCGCUGCAAACGGCAGUGCUGCCGGAUCCGGAGCGGUUCGAAAAGGCGGAAGCGGCACGGGCACGGCAUGCGGCGCGCAUGGCGGCCAAGGAGGAAGAGCAGCGCGACGCGCUGGCACAGCUCUACGUGGCCGCGCGCGACUUUAUUGUUGACGAGGCCGCGCUCGAGGAGCGUAUUGAGAACAUCUUCACCCCUCGCUACCACAACAUGGGCUCUCACAACAGCGGUGUGAGUAUCUGGGACAGUAGAAGCGCACCGGUCAGCACCGGUGAUCUGCGUGCCAACCUGAACAGCGCCACGGGCAAGGGCUUUGAUACGGACACCACGAAGAGGAGUGCGGCCAACCGGACUCUAGAGCGACAGAAGACGGUGGCCGAGGAGCUGACUGGCGGGAAACUGUGA